Molecule: messenger RNA, 2364 nt
Organism: Medioppia subpectinata
Lineage: Eukaryota; Metazoa; Arthropoda; Arachnida; Sarcoptiformes; Oppiidae
Source: the annotation of a GenBank genome assembly
AUGCCCAAAAAAUACAAAACGAAAAACAAGAAAAACGAUGACUUGGAGUCCGACGAAGAACUCGAGGCUCUGAAGAAUCAAUACAAUGAAGACUUCAAUAAAACUGAUGAUAAGCCUCAAGAAGCGACGGAAGCGGUUCCAGAAGUGGCCGAAGAAGUGACUGUACCUAAGACUAAGGUUAAGACUAAAGGGAAGGCAAAAUCAGGUGCCAAAGGAAAGGCUAAACCAGAGACCAAACCAGAGGCCAAACCAGAGGCCAAACCAGAGGCCAAACCAGAGGCCAAACCGGAGGUCAAACCAGAAUCCAUAGAGGAGUCCGAACCGGAGAUCGAAGAAACGACUGAAUCAGAUGUUAAAGAGAAGUCUAAACCCGAAACAAAAGCUGAGGUGAAAGAGACGACUGAAGUGACGGAAAGUAAUGAAGACAUGGAUGUAAUUGACAGCAAAAUGAAGAAACUGACGCAUAAAGAGAAGCGGAAACUAAAACUACUAAAACAGAGAGAAGCAGAAGAAGCGGAACUGAUUCCACAACUGGACACUAACUUCACUGUCUCGACGUCUAUCACACAAUCGGCACAAAUAAUAGACAAUUCACUAAAAGUGGACUGUUUUACGAUAAGCGCCGCCGGAAAGGAGCUAUUAGUGAACGCUUCGCUUUCUAUAACAAUGGGUCGACGCUAUGGUCUGAUUGGACCCAACGGUUACGGAAAGACAACUCUUAUGAGACAUAUCGCCGACAAGAGAGCUCUUCAUUUACCAAAAGAAUUGGAUGUAUUGCUGUGCGAACAGGAAGUAAUGGCUGAUGAGACCAGUGCUGUGAAUGUUGUGCUCAGAAGCGAUACGGCGAGAGUUGCGCUCCAAGAAGAAUUGGAUCAACUGUUGGCCAAAGAGGGCGACCAAAACAGUGACCGAAUUAAUGAGAUAUACACUCAGUUGAGCGCAAUGGGCGCCGAUAGCGCGGAAUCGCGAGCCCGACGUAUAUUAGCGGGUCUGGGAUUCACGACACGUGAGAUGCAGGACAGGGCCACUCAUCACUUUAGCGGCGGCUGGAGAAUGAGGGUCUCUCUCGCGCGCGCCCUCUUCAUGGAGCCCACGCUCCUUCUGCUCGACGAACCGACCAAUCAUUUAGACCUGAAUGCUGUCAUUUGGUUAGACAACUAUCUCCAGAACUGGAAGAAGACACUGAUUGUGGUCUCACACGACCAGUCAUUUCUGGAUAACGUUUGCACAGAUAUUAUACAUUUAGACCAACAAAAGCUCUUCUAUUAUAAGGGAAAUUACACACAAUUUAANGUCAUUUGGUUAGACAACUAUCUCCAGAACUGGAAGAAGACACUGAUUGUGGUCUCACACGACCAGUCAUUUCUGGAUAACGUUUGCACAGAUAUUAUACAUUUAGACCAACAAAAGCUCUUCUAUUAUAAGGGAAAUUACACACAAUUUAAGAAAAUGUUUGAACAAAAGAAGAGAGAGUUUAAGAAAGACUACGAGAAACAGGAGAAGCAAAUCAAAGCACUGAAGGCGAGCGGGAAGUCCGGCAAAUCAGCGGAAAGUCAGGUGAAAGAGCAGGCGAGUCGACGCAAGGGCGACACUCAAGUGCAGGAUCUGCUUAAACGACAUAAGGAAUAUGUGGUGAAAUUCACGUUCACUGAAGCGCCACCCCUUCAGCCGCCAAUUCUAGGUCUUCAUGACGUGGACUUCGGUUACAAUGCGAAGACUCUUAUAUUCAAAGGCAUUGACUUCGGUAUAGAUAUGUCGAGUCGUAUCGCAAUCGUCGGUCCAAACGGUGUCGGAAAGAGUACUUUCCUGAAGCUAUUGAGCGGUGAAAUACAGCCGAUUAAGGGAGAGAUGCGACUCAACCAUAGGGCACGAGUGGCCAAAUUUGAUCAGCACUCAGGCGAACACUUGACCACUGAGGAGACGCCCACCCAAUACUUGAUGCGAAUCUUUAACCUGAGCUAUCAGGACGCGCGCAAACAGUUGGGCUCAUUCGGUCUCAUAUCACACGCGCACACUAUAGCCAACUCGCAGUUGAGUGGCGGACAGAAAAGUCGGGUCGCGUUAUGCGAAAUGGCGUUAAAGGGUCCGCACGUUCUUAUAUUAGACGAACCGACGAAUAACCUGGACUUGGAGUCCAUCGACGCUUUGGCCAAAGCUAUCAAUGAGUUCGGCGGAGGAGUGAUUGUCGUCACUCACGACGAGAGACUCAUUCGCGAGACUGAGUGUCAGCUUUGGGUGAUUGAGAACCAGGGAAUCGAUGAAAUUGAUGGCGAUUUCGAUGAUUAUCGCGAGGAAAUCCUCGUCGCCUUAGGAGAGAAAGUGAACAACCCUUCCAUCUCAGCUCAAUUGGCCGGCGCUGUAUAG